AUGAGACUAACAAUUUUAAAGCAAUUCUUCCACAACACAACAUUGAUGUUCAGUUCGUCAUCAAAAUUACGACAAAUCAAAGGCGAUAAAGCAGGAAGGAGAUGGCGGAUGUUUCACGCCACGGAUUUUCAAUCCUUGAUGUAUCCGUGUUUUAUCUUUUGCCGCAUUCUCGGAAUAUUCCCGUACAAGAUUAACGCCUCAUCCUUCGAAAUUUCUAAACCGUUCUACAUUCUGUCGACUGUCAUUACGUGUGUCAUUGGUUUUUACACGCUGAUAGUACUCUAUGUGCUCAACAACUCUGAAUGGUUCAUGAUCAGAACCUUACGCAGAACUAUUGAACUUAACGCUUUCUACAUAUUCGGUAGCUUCAUAAUGGUUGUCACGUCCGUUUGGGUUGGCCCACGAAUGCGUUUACUUCAGACCAUACUGAGGAUCUCUUCCGGACUGCCUUUGGAGUCAUACGAGAAGCAGUCUGUGCUAAUCCACGCCAAGGACAUUGUCGGUUUCUUUUUCUUAUUCGUGCAACUAUUAUUCUGUUUCUACAACGUGCAAUUUUAUGUCAUGCUCAAGGCGUUUUCAUUCUACAUCACUCUGAUAGUGUUUCAGAUGGAUAUGCUAUACAUGAAUUGCGUUUGCGUAUUAAAGGCUUGCUUCAAGAGAAUCAAUGACGGUUUGGCGAACCUGCUCGUAAUGAACGACGAAUCGCAUUUAUGGGUCCAUCAUGAACGGAGAAAUCCUUUCUUGCUGAUGGAGCUCGAGGCUCUGAAGAAACAACAUCUGAUAGUCAACGACACAGUACAGAUGCUGAAUAUGAUCUUCAGUCCGCAGCUCCUUGCUACUGUAGUUAUAACCUUCGUCAGACUCACUUUCUACUUGUACUUUUCUUUAAUGUUAUGGGAAAAUAGUGUACACGUACAUGUAUACAUGAACAAUUUGGAAAAACAAGUCUACUACAUAUUCCUCAUGACAUCUGUAGCGUUUUAUUUGAUAAAAAUAGCACUGGUGGUAUGGGCAUGCGAGACCGGCAAAGAUCAAGCCAAUGAAAUUGCCAUUAUUAUUCACAAUGUGUUUAACAGUACUAAUGACGAGCAAGUUAAAGUUGAGGUAAUAAAAAAAUAAUAAUUUAAUUUAUACAACGUUUAAAAAAUGUCUUAUGUGUUAUUGUGACUUUUCGUACAUUUUACUUAAAUUUAAUUUGUUACAUUUCUAUAUUUAAUUCUAUAUUUAAUUAUUUUUCGAUCUGAUGUUGUAGUUGCAGCUAUUUUCUUUGCAAGUACUGCAUACUCGUCAAAAUACAUUCUCCGCGAAGG
Molecule: messenger RNA, 1310 nt
Organism: Wasmannia auropunctata (little fire ant)
Lineage: Eukaryota; Metazoa; Arthropoda; Insecta; Hymenoptera; Formicidae
Exons: 1
Coding region: 1-1119 (372 amino acids)
Biological process (GO): sensory perception of taste
Cellular component (GO): dendrite; membrane; neuronal cell body
Source: RefSeq, a predicted model, not a curated record